AUGGGCUCUGUCGGACGGGAGUAUCGACCGCGUGGCUAUCAGCUGGAGAUGCUGGAGCAGAGUCUUGUGCAGAAUAUCAUCGCCGUGAUGGAUACAGGCAGUGGCAAGACUCAAAUAGCCAUUCUUCGUAUUCAGGAAGAGCUCGAGCGAUGUUCUCAGGACAAGCUGGUUUGGUUUCUCGCGCCCACAGUGGCCUUGUGCACUCAACAGUACGAGGUCAUGCUCUCCCAGUUGCCAGCUGCGAGGAUCAAAUUGCUGCUCGGUGCCGACAACGUCGACCGCUGGAGCGAACAGCGAAUUUGGGAUGCGGCGUUACGCGGUGUGCGUAUUGUCGUCUCAACACACGCCGUCCUCCUCGACGCCCUCGCCCAUGGCUUUGUCCAGAUGACCAGACUGGCCCUGUUGGUGUUCGACGAAGCCCAUCACUGCCGGAAAAAACACCCGGCGAACAGGAUCAUGGAGGAUUUCUACCAUCCGCAGAAGCAGCGCUCGGGCCCGGACUCGGUGCCUCACAUUCUGGGGCUGACGGCGAGCCCAAUCGUGAAAUCCAACUCCAAGGAACUCGAGUCAGUGUUUGCUCUCCGACGUGCCCUUGUUGAACCGCCCUUUAACGCCAAUAGUGCUCUCGAACGAAAUCUGGAUGCCACUUGUCGCUCCCCUCGCGUGCAAAGAGGAGAGAUGUUGAGUUUUGUCCACAGGCCUGUUCUGAAAACAGCCAUGUACAAGUCCGUCAGUCUGACCGCCGGUCCACUCCAAAGUCCGGCGCUGUGGCUGCUGGAUAGAAUAGGUCGAGGUGUCACGACCCACUGGGACGACUUGACAGCUCCCGAUGCUCUCGACCUGGGAACACGUCUUUCGGCCGGUGGGCAGGAGGAGCAGUUGGUCAGAUUCAAGAGAAGAGCUGAUCAUAUCUAUGAAGAGCUCGGACCAUGGGCGGCCGAUUACUUCAUUCUAGAAUCGGUUAAGGCACUCAACGAAAGCAUUCAUGCCCGAUAUGAAUACCUGCUUGGGUUCGCGCCCGCCGACAAGACCUGGCUCAUCCAAGUACUGGGUCAGAUCCCAUCACUCAUGUGGAGCACGACUGCCGACGCCGAGGACGAUGUACUCGUUUCGCCAAAAGCUGAAAGGCUGAUACGGUUUCUCGCCGACCAGGAUGCCGAAAGAUGUUCGGGGCUCGUGUUUGUCCAACAGCGUGCGACCGUCAGUGUUUUAAACGCUCUGCUCUCACGACACCCUCAGACGAAGAGCAAAUUUCGAUGCACGACAUUCGUGGGAUUGUCGAACAGCAGGAAGAAGCGCUACUCAAUGGCGGAACUGCUGGACUUGAAAGCACAGCGUGAGGCAUUGACCGAAUUGAGGGCCCAAGUCAAGAAUCUUAUCAUCGCCACGGACGUCCUGGAGGAAGGCAUCGAUGUCUCGGCCUGCAACCUGGUGGUCUGUUUCGACGUACCCUCCAACUUCAAGUCAUUCCUGCAACGAAGGGGAAGGGCCAGGCAGGAGCAAUCCACGUUUGCCAUCUUGCUGGACAGCAAGGUCGAGAACAAAGAUAAACUCGAGCUCUGGCAGCAGCUCGAAGAAGAGAUGAUUCGACUCUAUCAAGACGAGACGAGACGGGCCCAGACCGGUCCAGUAGAAGACCACGAACCUGAGGAGAAUAUCCCGUUCGUGAUCAGCGUUCCUGCCACAGGGGCAAGACUGACUGCUGACAUGACCAUGGGACGUCUUCAUCACUUCUGUCAAAAGCUGCCUCCGCAGCCUUACGUCGAUCUUCGACCUGCUUUUGAGACCACUCAGGACCCGCGGACGGGCUUAUUCACCGCGACGGUCACCCUUCCCAACUGUAUUAGUGCUUCCGUGCGGCAAGCACAGGGAUGCCAUGCAUGGCAAACGCAGAAGACGGCGAGGAAAGAUGCCGCUUUCCAAGCUUACCAGGCACUGUUUGUGGCGGGUUUAUUGAACGAUCACCUUCUUCCUCUCACAGAUGAACGGCCAUUGGCGGGAGAUCAAGUCAACCCUCUCCCGCCACUUGUGCCAGUCAACGCACGGUUUGACCCUUGGAUUGAACAGGCCAAGGCGUGGGCAGCCCCCGACCUCCACAGAACUGAUAUCAUCCUCCAGGCGCAAGCCACCGAUGGCACCGAUGGCGCAGCACCCGUGUUCCAAUUCUCUCUGACGACUCCGUUAGUAAUACCGGUCAUCGAUGAGAUCACAAUGUACUGCAGCCAGAACAUGAACUUCAUCGUCAGGCUGGGAGAAUCGAAGAAAAUCGGCUCGCUAAACCACGAGAUCCUGGACGACUUGAGGAAGACCACAAACCUUCUGCAGCGAGCUGUCCAUUCAGACCGGGUCCCCGACACUGGGGAUGACUUUGUUGCUCUGUUUGCGCCGAAAAUGAAUGAUACAGACGUAGCGACAUGGCUAUCGUCGAACCAGGGGCGAAGGUCAGCCCUUGAGCAUUUCAAAACACAGUACCCCUGCCGUGGCUUUGUCCGAACCUCUUCAUUAUUCGGUCAGCCGUUUGGCUUCUGUAAAUGGCAUGUUAGGGAAACUUCUCCACACGAAAGCAUUGUGGAAGUCGAGUGCACGCCGCUGCCUCAGCGAAGGCACUUUCUCCGUCCAGAGACGCUGUCCACGGAUGCUGCUGAGUCGCGUCAAACUCAACGAUUCCCUGCAAAAGAUGCGACCGUCGACGCCCUUGAGGUUCUGCCGGCUCUAUUCGGCCUCUUCAUCCCUGGCGUCCUCCAGUAUUUGGAGGUGUAUCUCGUUGCACAGAAACUGUGCACCACUAUACUCCGUUCAGUCCCCGUUACCAAUAUCGGACUGGUGGUUACGGCUCUCAGCUGUCCUUCUGCCGAAUGGGUCACCAACUAUCAGCGGCUGGAGUUUGUUGGUGACUUGGUCCUCAAGUUCAUUGCGAGUUGGCAGCUCUUCCUCGACCAUCCUAGCUUCCAUGAGGGCUACCUCUCGUAUUUACGGGCCAAGAUCACGUCCAACGACACUCUCGCUCGUGCGGCAAUCCGAACAGGCCUCGACGCCUUCAUCAUUGCCGAAGUGGUGCGCAUGGGGCCAAACAGCUAUCCUCGCAUAUCGACCGUGGGGAGUGUUGGGUCUCCUGCAAACCCACGACGAAGCCUCAGCUCAAAGGUCCUGGCCGACGUUGUCGAAGCCUUGAUAGGAGCGGUGUAUGUUGACGGAGGAAUUGAGCCGGCGGUCGCUUGCAUCAACACCUUCCUGCCCGACCUUCGUCCUGCUGAGCCAAUGUCUGGGGUUGUCGAAUCCAAUCGUCCAGAAAUUGGCGUCCCUGAUUUGACAAACUUGGUCGUCCAAGCGGAGGAUAUCAUACGAUACCGGUUCCGCCACAAGGGUCUCUUACUCGAGGCUCUCACCCAUCCCACCUGUGAGAGGGACGUGCAUACGGAAUCAUAUCAGCGGCUGGAAUUUCUCGGGGAUGCCGUGCUGGACAUGUUGGUUGGCUCCCACCUUGCGAAGCUGGACGCUACUGCGGGUGAAAUGAGCCGGAUCAAGGCCGCCAUGGUUAACGGCGCCCUCCUCGGCUUCUUUUGCCUCGAGCUGUCCACGGACGAAGACGUAUCCGACAUUGAAGAGGACCCCUUCCCUCGCGGCGAGGGGACGCGUUGUGUGUUCCGGACCAAGAAGCGCCGCGAGCGACGACACUUGUGGGCGCACAUGCGCUUCCACGGGACGGAGAUCGCGCAGGCGCGGGAGCGCAGCUUGGAGCGCUAUCACGGGUUGCGGGAGGCCAUUCGAACCUCGCUGGCGACGGAGCCGCGCUACCCGUGGGUGGAACUCACCCUGCUGAAGCCGGAGAAGUUCCUCAGCGACAUGAUCGAAAGCACCAUCGGCGCCAUCUUCGUCGACGCGCAGGGCGACCUGGCGCCGUGCGAGCGCUUCCUGGAGCGUCUCGGCAUCUGGGACUACCUCCGGCGUGUGUGCGCCGAAAACGUCGACACCGAACAUCCCAAGCCGGCCCUCGCGCGCCUCCUUGCUGGAUCUGCUGUUGCUGCUGCAUCCGUCACAUAUGACACCGAAUUGGAACGAUACGAUGGCCCCACUGGGCCCCCGGCCGAGGGGGAUAAGUUGUACCGCUGUACCGUGAGGGUGGAUGAAGAAGUCCUGGCGGUCGUCCGUGUGUGCACGGCGUCCAAGGGCGAUGCUGUGACGAUUGCGGCGGAGAUGGCGAGGAGAGAGCUCCUUGCGCGGAGAAGAGGAAAUGGCACGACGGCAGAUAAUGCUACAGGCUGA
Messenger RNA from Fonsecaea erecta, 4263 nucleotides. RefSeq lists its product as hypothetical. The transcript has 6 exons. The record is from RefSeq and is a predicted model, not a curated record. The coding region runs from base 1 to 4263 and encodes 1420 amino acids. NCBI's taxonomy places the organism in Eukaryota, Fungi, Ascomycota, Eurotiomycetes, Chaetothyriales, Herpotrichiellaceae. Gene Ontology annotation, biological process: siRNA processing. Gene Ontology annotation, molecular function: RNA binding; ATP binding; ribonuclease III activity. Gene Ontology annotation, cellular component: nucleus; cytoplasm; RISC complex.